Molecule: messenger RNA, 3121 nt
Organism: Physcomitrium patens
Lineage: Eukaryota; Viridiplantae; Streptophyta; Bryopsida; Funariales; Funariaceae
Source: RefSeq, a predicted model, not a curated record
GUGGGAUCAGGGGAAAGGGAGGGGGAUGGAUCUUGGUUGUCGAGGAGGCCAUCUCGUAGAAGCACGCGGGGGCGUGGCGGAGGAACAGGACGAAGCCGACGACUACGAAGACGACGAGGAAGAGAAGAAUUAGGAGGAGGAAUAGUUUGAGAAGGAGAAGAAGGAGACGGAGGAAGAGGAGGAGUAAGAGUGAGAGCAAGAGCAGGACCACGGCGACGGCGCCGAGGAAGAGUAGGGAGGAGGAGGGGGAGGAGAUUUGAUGCGUGACCCAGCCGCACUGGCACUACGGAGCAUGAAGCAUGCUGCUGCUUGCGAGCUGGCCAUGCGACGAUGAACCGCGCGAGGGAGAUUGGGUUGAGUAACUGAUUUUUAGGGUUAGGUUGCGGGGUGCAGGCGGCAGCGGAGUUCGUCUCUGUGCGGGAGAUCGCUGGUCCCCUGCCACCGACUACAGGAUUCAUGAUCUUUCUCGAUGAUUUAGGAUCAUGGAGUACACGGGGAGCACCAGUGUGUGAAAUCGUUGUGCACGGCUUGCACCAUGCAAUGUGGAUGAAUAGCUGAUGACCCAUGUCUUAAUCGGAUCCAUGGCCAAUCUCACCUAUACCGAAGUAGGUCUUGGCUAUCUUGCAGGUUAAAAUUAGUUGGUAUCCUUAGAGUGAAGGGAGUGGAAGGAGCAGACAACGGUUGGAAAAAUGAGUGGUGGGGUAAGCAAGAAUACAGAGGGAGCACGGGAGCCACCAUGGCUUCAUGUGCGGCGGGAGGCGUUUGAGUAUGGCAUGCUGCCACUUCCUAGCCUUCUGCACAGCGAUGUUGUCACCGGAUUGAGGAAUCUUCGUGUUAAACUACUCCAGCAGGCUCCUUCUAUUUCUACUUGGCCCUUGAGCAUUACUGCCAAUGCUUCACACAGCACUCCAGCUUCAGGGGGUAGGGAACGAGUGGGCACCGAGGGCAUAGCUGCAGCUCUGGAGGUUGCGGAAGCGCAUGCUCAUUUGGUGCUUGACACCCUAGCGUCUGUUUUGAAUGAAGAGGGAGCAGGUGUGGAUCCCCUGGCUAUUACACCAGUAACCGAAAUCGAUUCUGUGGGGGCUGACAUUGACGAACUAUUGAUAUUUCUGUACAUUCAAACUUAUCGAAGAGUUCCGUCCCGUCCCCAUCGAGGUGCUGCUGACGUGGCUGACGUUUGGCCGUCCACUUCUGCGAUCGAUGGAUUUCUUCCUGCCCUAUCUUCCAUGCAGGUUAGAUCUUCUACGAUGUCUCGACGUUCAAUGCCGGGUCAAGCUGAGGAGGAAGUCAAUCAGCUGACAUAUGUGCAAAAGCAUUUGCCAAAUCUUCUCAACCUCCUGGCAGAGACCACGGAAGAUGAGGACAGCAGUAUUAAGGUCAUAACAGCUGAGCAGUUCGAGCACCUUGGCCUUCUUCUCAAAGCGAAAAAUGCUGAUAUGGAGUUGGUACAAUUGAGUCAGGCAGCCCCCUUCUUUGCUAACUCCGACCCAGACAUGCCAGCAGCUCCUGUGCCUGUAACACAAGUGUUGGAAUGGGUUCAACAGCACAUGUGUGCUGCUUCGGAAAGCUUAAGGGAAACCUCUCUGGGGAAAGAAGAAAAGGUGGUGAAGGAUGUUGGCCCUGCAGAGACCUUGUCCUCUGAGGUUGUGGAUGUUACCAUGGCGGACGCAACAGCUAGUCCUGCCAGUCCCACACCAUCUAAUGCUCGAACUAUUCUUGUACCUAAUGGGGUAUUGCACUUGUCCAAAGACUGGCGCCCGGAGGGUAUGACAUUUGUGGAUGGGAUUAUGAAGGCAUCUGUCUUGAAAAGAGAAGAUGACAUCAAGGGUGAUUCUGUGAAGGUGGCUCAUUGCCAUGAUUCAGUUGUGUACGUACUUGCACCAAUGAAAUACGUUUCCGUGUUUGGUUGUUCGGAUUCUAUUGUUAUGUUGGGGGCUGUUGGUAAGGCAGUUCGAGUGGAGUACUGUGAGAGGGUACAAGUAAUUGUGCCAACAGCUCGUAUUACUAUUGCAAACUGCCGGGAGUGUGUUUUUUAUCUUGGAGUGAACCAGCGGCCGCUGUUUACCGGGGAUAAUCACAAUCUUCAGGUAGCCCCAUAUAAUACGUUCUAUCCAGAACUGGAAGCUCACUUGGCACAGGUCGGAGUUGAUGCGACAGUUAACAGAUGGGAUCGGAUACUUACUUUGGGGGUGGUGGAACCUCACGACGCCUUUAUUCAUCCGGCUAGUUCCCCCGAUGUUCAAACUGAAGGCGCAACACAGCUCCCACCGGAGAAAUUCGUGACGUUUUCGGUUCCAAACUGGAAUAAAACUGAUUCUGAUCAGCUUCUCACUCGUGCAAAUCCUUUCUUAUUACCUAAACCUUACCUCCUCGCGCAGCAGCACAGGUGUAAAGCAGCUGAGAUUUUGAAGCAGAAUCUGAGGACGGCUCUUCUGGAGGAAGGGAAGAAACGCGAACUGAUUUCGGCUAUUCAUGGGCACUUCCGCGAUUGGCUAUUUGCCUCCGGCAACAUCCGUCAAAUAUACGACCUCCAAGCAUUGGAUAGGUUGGACAGCAGCAACAGCAUGGAAUAGAGUUCACUGGACUGAGAUUCAUUUACCUGCUGUUUCACAUCUCUGCUGGUUGUUUCAAUAUCUGGUCAUUUGUUUAUAGGUUUGGUGGAGACCACCAGGUUGGAUCAUCUUUACUGUUGGUAGCUCCUGUCACUCAGACCUUAGUGGGACCAACUUGUGGGUAGAGUUCGUAAUGGCGACAGUGUAACCCGUCUCUUGAAGCAGAAAUCUGCUUCUUAUUGGUUGGGGUUAGUGGUAACUGAGGGACGAAGUAGGAGGAACAUGUUCAAUUUCCGAGAGAAUGAGACACAGAGAGAAGAGAUGUAAUUGGCAGUUGGGAGAGAGCUCCAGGUUUCUCAUCUCGCUGGUAGGACCUGUGACUCCCCUAACCAACCACAACAUUAUUUUAGUGCUGACGAGUAGCUCGUUUAUGUUGUACACAGCCUUUGCAAAAGCGUUUGGGUUCGGUUUAUGGGGUCAAUGAAAUAGGAGUUAGGGCUGCAUUGACGGAAAUGUCAGAUAAUAAGAUGCGAUGCAGAGAUUAGAGCUGACGCAGUCCCUUAUCAUGA